AUGGCGGCCGCGGGGAUGCCGUCAUCGUGGGAGGAGCUCCCGCCGGAUCUCCUGGGCCAGGUGCUCCACCGCCUGCCGUCCCUCGCCGACCGCGUCCGCUUCUGCGCCGUCUGCUGGCCCUGGCGUACUGGCGCCGCCGCAGAGAGGCUGCCCCCUCCGCUCCCGUGGCUCGCCUUCCGCGACGGCACCCUUGUCGACCUCGCCGGCGCCCCCGUCCGCUGCGCCCCCAUCCUCCGUGAAGAAGGCUUCGACUUCGGCUACCUUGCCGUCGACAACCUGGCUUUCCUCGUGCACCACGACGGCGGCUGCUCUCUGAUGAACCGGCUCUCUGGUCUGAGGCUCCCUCUCCCCAAGUUGGGCCCCGCCGUGAGCAGAGCAAUCAGCGACUCUCCAUUCUACACAGAAUCAUACAUUCAGAGGGCGUAUGUUAAGGCGCCGCCGACGCCAGAGUCGGCAUCCGAGGUGGCGCGCACGUCCGGCGUGUGCGGCGUCGGGCAUUGGCGUCCGGUUCAACCACCUCGCGGCCUUGGAGCCCCUCGUGGACUGCGCCGGCGUGCGUCCGUGGUUCGACGUGCAGCCGCGGGCGUCGGUGGUGUUCCUCUGCUUCGGGUCCGGGUCUCCGGGAGCCUGGGCUGGUUCGACGCCGCCAAGGCCCUCCCGCGGCCGACUCGCGGCACUUCCUGUGGGCGCUACGCGGCCGUCCCGCGGCCGGCUCGCGGCACCCGUCGCGGCGCUUGUAUGGCCUGGGGCGGCGGCGGCGCUUGGAUGGCGGGGGCGGAGGGUGAGAAGGCCGCAGGAGGCGCGAGAGGCGAACGCAUCGAGGACAAUGCUAUCAGCAUCACCAUUUGUCCAGACCCUCCAAGGAUCCAUGACAUAGCCUUCUUUCAUGGGAAGCUAUACGCUCUCACUGGCACUGAAGGGCUUCAUGCCAUUGAGCUUGAUGCUGACCACCUCAGCAAACUACAAUCAUCAUCAGGCUUUCAUCAGUGCAUAGCCGAUGACCCCAAGCAGCCUGAAUACUUGGUCGUGCAAUACCUAACAGCAUGCGAUGGUAAGCUGUUGAUGCUGAGGAGGUGGAUGCGCAUUCCACCAAAUGCUAGUCUUGGAGACCAUGACAAGACUGUGCGAAUUGAGGUCUUCGAGGCAGUCCUUGCCACUCUUCCUAGCCAGUGGACCAAGGUGGAGACCCUGGGUGGGCACGCAAUCUUUCUUGGUUCACAGUGCUCCAAGCCUUCAGUAUGUACGAACUCGGCCGCAGAUUGGAGACAGUCAGACAGACAACAACAAAUUAGACCAGGUGACUCAAAAUGUUGCUUUCAACCACUUCAUUUGAAUGUGGGCGAGUAUGGGAGCACAGGUUGUACAGCUCAUCUGUCGGGGUCUAGAGUCAUAGAACGACGGCUCAUCGAUCUAAGGAGGGACAACAAGGGUACAGCUGCGGGAGCCGUCUUGCGUGGCGUCGUCGGUGGCUUCUCGACGGCGUCAGACUCUCAGAGGCUAGCCGGCAAGGUGGCCAUCAUCACCGGCGCGGCCAGCGGCAUCGGCAAGGCGACGGCCGCCGAGUUCGUCCGGAACGGCGCCAAGGUGAUCCUCGCGGACGUGCAGGACGACGCCGGCCGCGCCGUGGUGGCCGAGCUCGGCGCGGCGGCGUCCUACACCCGGUGCGACGUCACAGACGAGGCCCAGAUCGCGGCGGCGGCGGACCUCGCCGUGGCGCGGCACGGACGGCUGGACGUGCUGUACAGCAACGCGGGCGCGCCGGGGGCCUCGGCGCCCGCGACGCCGCUGGCGUCGCUGGACCUCGCGGACUUCGACCGCGUCAUGGCGGUCAACGCGCGGUCCGCGGUGGCGUGCCUCAAGCACGCCGCGCGCGUCAUGGUGCCCCGGGCCGCCGGCUGCGUCCUGUGCACGGGAUCCACCACGGGCAUGCUCGGCGGCCUCGCCGCGCUGCCCUACAGCCUGUCCAAGGCCACGGUCAUCUCCGUGGUGCGGGCUGCCGCGGACGAGCUGGCGCGGUCGGGCGUGCGCGUCAACGCCAUCUCGCCGCACGCCAUCGCCACGCCGCUGCUGGUCCGCUCCCUCGCCAGGCUGCACCCUGGCGUCCCCGACGAGCAGCUGAAGCGGCUGGUGGAGACUGGCAUGAGCGAGCUCCGUGGCGCAGUGCUGCAGGUGGAGGACGUGGCGAGGGCGGCCGUCUACCUUGCCUCCGACGAGGCCAAGUUCGUGACCGGGCAUAACCUCGUCGUUGACGGUGGGUUCACGGCCAGCAAGCGGAUCGGCGCGCCGGCGGCAAGCGGAACCGCCUAG
This is a messenger RNA of Miscanthus lutarioriparius, 2307 nucleotides long. NCBI's taxonomy places the organism in Eukaryota, Viridiplantae, Streptophyta, Magnoliopsida, Poales, Poaceae. The record is from the annotation of a GenBank genome assembly.